Messenger RNA from Notothenia coriiceps (black rockcod), 2476 nucleotides. RefSeq names its product ADP-ribosylation factor-like protein 4C. Gene Ontology annotation, molecular function: GTP binding; GTPase activity. The coding region runs from base 314 to 892 and encodes 192 amino acids. The record is from RefSeq and is a predicted model, not a curated record. The transcript has a single exon. Lineage: Eukaryota; Metazoa; Chordata; Actinopteri; Perciformes; Nototheniidae.
GAGAGGAGGACCGGGGAAGAAACACCGACUCUCGGCACCGGAGGAACCUGAUUUUACCGGUCGUUUCCCCGGAGAAGGACGCACUUAUUUCCCCGGGACCUCCUGGAUAUAUCCGAGCGUAAAAAAAAGGGGAGUGUUCUGAUCCAGGAGGGUUUAUUAUCACCGACACAUUGGAAGGAGGACUGAGGAAAUGGAUGAGAGCGCGUGAGGGGAAUAACUAAUGCGUCCCGGGGAUUAAUCCUUUUAUUUCCAGGGACCGUGGAUUUAAAAACAAAACAAAAAAGGCAGCAGAUAUUGAAAAACGCCAAAAAAAAUGGGCAACAGCUUCUCCAAUAUCUCCGCCUUCCAGUCGCUGCACAUCGUCAUGCUGGGGCUGGACUCUGCGGGGAAAACCACCGUGCUCUAUAGGCUCAAAUUCAACGAGUUCGUGAACACCGUGCCCACAAUCGGUUUCAACACGGAGAAAAUCAAGCUGAGUAACGGCACUGCGAAGGGUAUCAGCUGCCAUUUCUGGGAUGUUGGAGGUCAGGAGAAACUGAGACCUCUUUGGAAAUCUUACAGUCGGUGCACGGACGGUAUCAUUUACGUGGUGGAUUCUGUGGAUGUGGACCGGCUGGAGGAGGCCAAAACCGAACUGCACAAAGUCACAAAGUUCUCUGAGAACCAGGGAACUCCUCUGCUGGUUAUCGCCAACAAACAGGAUCUCCCCAAGUCUUUGUUGGUGGAGGAGAUCGAGAAGCAUCUGGCCCUCAAGGAGCUGAGCCCCGCGACACCUUAUCAUGUCCAACCUGCAUGCGCCAUCAUAGGAGAGGGGCUGCACGAGGGCAUGGACACUCUGUACGAGAUGAUCCUGAAGAGGAGGAAGUCUCUGAAGCAGAAGAAGAAACGGUAACAGCUGCUGGGGCUGGGUUCAGUCCAAAAAGUCAGAUUUGUGCAGAUUAAAGUCAGAUUUGUGCAGAUUAAAGUCAGAUUUCUGCAGAUUAAAGUUAGAUUUCUGAACAGUGUGAUGCUGAGGGAAGACUCUGAAGCAGAAGAAGAAGCAGUAACAGUCGCUGGAUUCACUUUACUCUGCAGUGAUUCAUUUUGGAUUAUUCCCAAGAAAUCAGAUUUCUGCAGAUUAAAGUCAGAUUUUUAAAGUCACAACAAACUGUACGAGAUGAUCCUGAAGGAAGUCUCUGAAGCAGAAGAAGAAGCAGCAUCUGAUACUUUGACUGUUUGGCCACAGGUUUACUUUGCAGUGAUUCGUUUUGGAUUAAAGCUGUGAACGUUUCUGCAAACAGGAGAUACAAAUACAACCAAAAAGACAGAAACACUUGUUCAGUUCAGCGUGGAGGAAUGCGGGAGAGGACCAGGGCCGAGAGGGGAUCAUGUCUGGGCUGUGUGAAGAAAAAACAAUGUUGAGUUCUGAUUGUAAUUCCAGAGUUCUGGGAUUUAAUUAAGAAUUGACAGAAUUUCUGAGAUUUCAAAUAACAGUUUUUUCUGAGAUUAAAGUAAUGAUUCAAAAAAAGGAAAGAAAUCUUAAAAAAAGUUAGAGUUCUGAGAAAAAAUGUACAAUUCCCCAAAAAGACAGAAUUCCCCAAAAUUGAAGUCCUAAUUGUGAGAACAAAUAUAUGUAUUUAUUUCUGACUUUUUUCCCAACGUUUUCUAAUUUACUUAACAUAUUUCAGACUUUUUGUUUAAAUUCUGACCUUUCCCGGAAUUCUGAGAUUUAAGUUAGAAUUCCCCCAAAACACAGAAUUCCCCCAAAAGACAGAAUUCCCCCAAAAGACAGAAUUCCCCCAAAAGACAGAAUUCCCAUAAAAGAGAACAGAUUUCUGAGAUUUAAAUCGUAAUUGCGAGAAAGAAAAACAUAUAUUUCUGACUUUUUUCCCGAAAUGUUGUGAUUUUUUUUUUAAACAGAUUUCAGACUUUUUGUUGGAAUUCUGAGAUUUAAGUCAGAAUUCCCCAAAAAGUCAGAAUUCCAAAAAAAGACAACAGAUUUCUGAGAUUUAAGUCCUAACAGAUUUCAGACUUUUUAUUGGAAUUCUGAUUUUGCUUUUGGUACUCUGAGCUUUCCCAGAAUUCUCUCUUAAAUCUCACACAUCCCCAAAUCCUUUCCUCACGUUGCCCUAACCCUCGUCCGUAGAGAAAGAGGAGCGGCUGGCCCGUCUACUGCUUUCCUGCUUUAACCACAGAAGAAGAAGAAGCUCCCUUCAUGGCAUUUUGAUUUCCCAAAAAGUUUGGUUUUGCACAUGGCUUCGAGUCACUCUGUGAUUCUUCUGGAGAACCUGUGAGUCACGCUGACUUUUUGUAUUCCUGUGGGAGCGUUGAAGCCUCGUUCCUCUGCUGGAGGGCGGAGCCGACCACUUUGCACUUUUCAUUUCCUACACCUCACAGACACUGUAUGCAGAGAUAGAGGAGCAGAUCCAGGUGCUUAUGUAUACUAAAGAAGCCAAAAUUGAAGUAUUUUUUGAAUAUUAAAAGAUGUAAAAAUCCA